GAAUGUUUACCGUAUAUGGAGAUGAUAUUCAGCUGUUUGUUUCAGAGACAACCCCUCUCUGUUGGAGGAUAUCAGAGUUCUGCUCUUCUUCAUCUUCUUCAUCUUCAGACUUUGUGCAGUUUAGAUUUGACAUUUCUACAUUUUUGGACCUUCGUACCUGAAACUUUCUCCACCAACUCUGCGAUCAACAUGAAGAUCUCUAUCUUUGCUGAUGUUCUGCUGAUCUCUGCUGCUCUGAUCUCUGUGGACGGACAAAGUUGGACUCAGUUUUUAAAUAAGCAUAUCAAAGAUUGGAUGACUGCUGGCCAAUGUUCCACGGUGAUAGCAGCCAGAAGAAUCGUGCAACCACCCACACAAGUGAACCCAAGAAUCAGCUGCAAGACUUUCAAUACCUUCAUCAGCACAGAUGAUGUGAACGCCGUCCGAGCCAUCUGUGGUAGAGGAGGAAUGCCACAUGGCAACAACGGUAUGAGAAUUAGCACAGCUAGUUUCCCAGUUGUUGACUGUAACCUGGUGUUUCAGAAUCCACCUGCCGUUCCCCCCCACUGUCAGUACAAAGGUGUAGCUCGUAACAACAGAAGAAUUAUAGUCAGAUGUGAGAACGGAGAACCUGUUCACUUUCAUGGAAGUCAGUAAUCUGUUACUACCUGAUGAACCAGAGUAAUCUGUUACUACCUGAUGAAUCAGAGUAAUCUGUUACUACCUGAUGAAUCAGAGUAAUCUGUUACUACCUGAUGAACCAGAGUAAUCUGUUACUACCUGAUGUAUCAGAGUAAUCUGUUACUACCUGAUGAACCAGAAUAAUACAUUACUACCUGAUGUAUCAGAGUAAUCUGUUACUACCUGAUGAAC
Messenger RNA from Sander lucioperca (pikeperch), 852 nucleotides. RefSeq names its product ribonuclease pancreatic-like. Gene Ontology annotation, molecular function: nucleic acid binding. Bases 16 to 636 code for a protein of 206 amino acids. NCBI's taxonomy places the organism in Eukaryota, Metazoa, Chordata, Actinopteri, Perciformes, Percidae. The record is from RefSeq and is a predicted model, not a curated record. The transcript is spliced from 3 exons.